GGAAGCCAUAUGUUUGUCGCUCCCUCGUUGGUCACACCAGGAAGAAAAGCAGAGAUAACUCAGGUUAACGGUGCUGUCAGUGUGUUUAAUGCCAUGCUGUGAUAAAGAAGAAGCCAUGUCUCUGAAGGUGAACGCUAAAAUAGUGAUAGUCGGUUGCGGGAUAUCAGGAAUAGCAGCUGCACACAGGCUCGUCAAAGCCGGAUUUCAUCAUGUGAGGAUAGUUGAAGCCACUGCAAGAAGCGGAGGACGAAUAAAAACAGGCAGACUGGGUGAUAAUAUUAUUGAGAUAGGGGCAAACUGGAUCCAUGGACCGUCCGAGGAGAACCCAGUGUUUUGUCUGGCCCGUCAGUAUGGGCUCUUGGAUCCAGAGGCCCUCACCCCAGAGAACCAGGCCAUGGACAUCGGAGGCCAUCCCCCCUGGGUUCCCAACGUCUUCACCAGUUCAGGACGGAAGCUGAAUAUCGAGGACGUCGCACCUGCUGUAGAGAUGUUCGCUGAGCUCCUUGAAGAAAGUUCAGAAUUUCAGAGUCAGGGAGGAGAACCGUAUGCCAGCAUGGGAGAUUUCAUACGAUCAGAGGUGCGACGAAGAGCAGCAGAGAAGUGGAAAGAUGUUGAUGCAGCUGCCAUGUCUACGCGGCUGCAUGUGGUCAGUAACCUCUUGAAGGUGGAGUGCUGUGUUAAUGGUAGUCACAGCAUGGAUGAUGUCGGCCUGGGGGCCUUUGGCCUAUACAAGACUCUUCCUGGACUGGACUGCACAUUCCCAGGUGGCUAUGAAGGUCUAAUCAAAAACUUGAUGUCGGAGCUCCCCGGUGGUUUAGUGACCUACAACCAGCCUGUGCACUGUGUCCACUGGAGCAACACAGAGAAGAGAGAAAACCCUGUGGUGAUUGAGUGUGAAGCUGGAGAGAGGAUCACUGCUGAUCACGUCAUUGUCACAGUACCUCUAGGAUACUUGAAAAAGCACCACUCCACCCUGUUCCGCCCUCCUCUCCCUCUACACAAGCUGCACUCCGUCCAGAGACUAGGUUUUGGAACAAACAACAAAAUAUUUGUGGAGUUUGAUUCACCAUGGUGGGAUGCUGACUGUGAGGUCAUCUAUUACUUGUGGGAAGAUGAGGAUGCCAUGGUGGACCAGGUGCCAGACGUACAGAGAUCCUGGAUAAAGAAGUUGUUUGGCUUCACUGUGCUCAAACCCACUGAAAGAUAUGGACACGUUCUGUGUGGCUGGAUCGCCGGGCAUGAGUCGGAGUAUAUGGAGACACUGUCUGAACAGGAAGUCAUGCAAGGCGUCACACAACUCAUCCGCAGGUUUACAGGAAACCCUACCAUCACCCCGAGGAGAAUUCUGCGCUCCCAGUGGUUUCAUGACCCCUGGACAUGCGGAUCCUACACUUACCCUGGAAGAGGCUGCUCAUUGCAGGACCUAGAAAACAUGAUGGAGCCCCUGCCUACGAAAACAUCGCAGGCACAACCCCUGCAGGUGUUGUUUGCUGGAGAGGCUACUCAUCCCUGCUACUACUCCACCGUCCAUGGAGCUCUUCUCUCUGGCUGGAGAGAGGCUGAUCGACUCAUCUCUCACUACUCCUCCAUCAGUCCAUCUGAGCUUCCCAGGUCAAAGCUUUAAAAGAACAACGCUGCUUUGAAAAAAAAAAUUCAUCAGCUUUAUGGCUAAAAUCUAUAAUUGCCUGCUGUUUAUUUUAAUCAGUCAUUUAAAGUUUUGGAAAGUUCGCCAGCUGGGGAAGUAUGACACUGCUGAUAUCAGAGCAUUAAAAUAAAAAGUAAUCCACACAA
Larimichthys crocea (large yellow croaker) is the source of this 1791-nucleotide messenger RNA. It is a transcript of the gene paox, whose product is annotated as polyamine oxidase. The coding region runs from base 89 to 1624 and encodes 511 amino acids. Gene Ontology annotation, biological process: spermidine catabolic process. The record is from RefSeq and is a predicted model, not a curated record. The transcript is spliced from 10 exons. Gene Ontology annotation, molecular function: polyamine oxidase activity. Lineage: Eukaryota; Metazoa; Chordata; Actinopteri; Sciaenidae.